CAGGAGGGGAGGCAGAGCUAACGGUGGGCACACGGGUGCGAAGCAUAACAAUAACGUUGCCGUUUAACCGUUCACCUUUGGAGCUACCGUAUCCCCUUUAUUUAACGCGCGACGUGAAAACGCGUACACUCUUUCCACCGUAGAAAGAAACAGAAGAAGAAGAGGAGGGGGAGAGGCUGGCUGGCUAACGGACUGAAAGUACCAGAUGCUAUUCCAGCGGAGGAGAUCGGGCUCGAAUAAGCAGGAGACGGUGAUGGGUUCCCGUUUUCCUGACGGUUAGCUAGCUGCCAUUGGACCUUUGUUUAGAAAUACGGAUACCGUGUUGUGAAGCCACAGGAGCUUGGUUCGCCCCUUUCUCUACUGUCGUCAGUGUGACAUUGUGUCUGAAAUGCUAGCGCAGUCGCGGUCUCGGCCGUCGAGCAGCCUUUGGGCCGCAGCUCGGCACACCGAGCCCGAAUCUGGGAAAUAGCUAGCUAGCUACCUGCUAGCCGCAGCUGUACCCGAUGCUGCUGCUGCUGCGGCUGCUGUUGCUGCUGCUAAACGGAUCAAGGAGACAACACAAGGGCCCUGUUGCUGAGUGAGCUUUUGUUUUACGGUGCUGGACUACAACGAGCUUUUGAGAUGUGAUGCCUUUGUGUGUCGUGUUUGAGCAUUUUGUAGCUAGAGGCUCUCGCUGGAGAAGCUAACGUUGCUGCAAAAUGAACAGCAGAACCACAACAGCGGGGUCCUGCUGAAGGGGGCGAGGUUAGACUGAUAACAGCCCACCUUGUUGUGUCUCUAAACACCCCGGGAUUACAUUUGAACAACGACCACCACCUUUUCUACCCGUCAUUCCCCUCUCCAUCAGCUGGCAGUAUGGAUAAACUAACGAUCAUUUCAGGAUGUCUGUUUCUGGCAGCAGAUAUCUUUGCAAUAGCCAGCAUUGCAAACCCAGACUGGAUCAACACUGGUGAAUCAGCAGGUGCACUUACGGUCGGUCUAGUCCGGCAAUGCCAGACCAUCCAUGGACGAGACCGGACCUGUAUUCCUCCACGGCUGCCUCCUGAGUGGGUCACCACACUUUUCUUCAUCAUCAUGGGCAUUAUCUCCCUCACAGUCACCUGCGGACUGCUGGUGGCGUCACAUUGGCGCCGAGAAGCCACCAAAUACGCCCGCUGGAUCGCCUUUACCGGCAUGAUCCUGUUCUGCAUGGCGGCGCUCAUCUUCCCCAUAGGCUUCUAUAUCAACGAGGUGGGAGGCCAGCCGUACAAGCUGCCCAACAACACAGUGGUCGGCUCCUCGUAUGUGCUCUUCGUCCUCUCCAUCUUCUUCACCAUAGUGGGACUUCUGUUUGCAGGCAAAGUUUGCCUCCCGGGCUGAGGACUGGACCGUGCUCGCCUCUGGACUGCCGCAGGAGGCUCUGAAAGUUUAAUGGGAUUUACAAAAAAAAUAACACACAAUGACUGAAAAAUCAAAGACAACAAACUCUGCCUGGAAAGCCAAACAGGGAUGUCUUGGAUUAUGUGUCAAGGGACCGCAGCACCUCGGAAGACCUAAAUGAAAAGAACAAACACUAAAGUCAGGGUGUGGGCACAGAGCGGCGGAGGGGAGGGGCAGCCGAGGUCACUGCUGCAUCCUGCCUCUGUUGAUUUAAAAUAUGGCCGUGUCUCUGUCGUUGAUCUGUCGGAAAAGGGUGCUUUAUGUGCCGCUGUCAUGGCAACUGCAGUCACAAUGCUGGCACACAUUUCUUGAGGACCACUACCGCCACUCCUCGACUUGACCCCCUGCCCGCCCGCCCUCAGCACACAUCUGCGCCGUCACAGCCGCUCCUGUUGCUAUUUUUGGCUCCUCUUUGCUAUUUCAGUUGUGUGUUUUUCUGUUGUUGUACAUUUUGUGUUCUUUAUUUUGUUUUCCUUUGUCCCUCCGCCCCCUGCUGCCUUUCCACUGAAGUAGCUCACUGAGGUUCACUGAGCUGGGUCCUUAAAGGGGAACUCGGGGGAGGGGGUUCUGCCGGCUUGGCUUUAGAGCAGGUUUUUUUUUUUCUUUCUCUCGCCUGUCACUUCAUAAGGCUCCAGGUGUGGGUUCUGAGGAGAGCAGCUGUGGGAGCAGCUGUGUGGGCUGCUGUGGACCACAGGAAGGUGCAGCAGGUGUGCUGCAUCUUAAUCUCCAACCCGCUGCAGCUUUGGAGCAGGUAGCAGCGGUGGAGAGGAGGGCUCCCUGUGCAGCUGAACAGGAGGAACCAUAAAGGAGAAUGCCACUCAAUGUAAAGCCCAGUUCAGACCAAAGAUUCUCAGCACAACAAGAGUGUUUUAGAGCGACACUAAUGGCAGUCGCAGCUGUCUGAACUGAGUUUUCGCAGCUUGAAUCAGGCAGUCUGAUUUCGACUUGAUUCUGUUCAUCAAUUGCAGACAGAUUGUUCCAAGCAGAUAAAUGGGAAAUGGAAAUCUUGUCUUGAUAGGCUAUGAACACCAAUAAAUAUUUGCUCAAAGUGGAAUAUUCAUAUUUACACAGUGAAUUUUUGAAAAAGAUAUCUUUCUUUUUUAACUUUUCCCAGAAAAUCUUAAGCCCUUAAAAACUCCUGUCUCCAUUAUCUGCACACGAAAGCAGGAUAUGUGGUAUUAUAUGAGAUAAUACAUGAGAAACUCAAGAAUGUAGGAGCUAAAUUUGUCUAAUUAUUCCCAGCAGAUAUUUUUGUUAUAACUAGGGAUGCUAAUUUUUAAUCAUUUAGGCCCAUAAUCCCAGUCAAACACUCCAUCUAAACCAGUGGUUUUAACUGGUGUGAAAACCACAAUGUGAAAUCGUGACCCAAAUGCCCAAAAUCAAUCCAUAAAUGAUUUUUCAACCACCAAAACAGGACAUGCAUGCAAACCUGUUAUUUCACCCUAUUUAUUUGCAAAAAUGUAGAUUUGGUUGUCUUUAUGCCCAGUUAAGCUUACAUCAUGGUUAUGUUUAUAUUUUCUAACAACUCCCUCAAUAUUCAGUGAUAUUUUCUCAGAAAACUCGAUUAAGUUCCACCUUUUCCCACGAAAUGAAUCUUCUUCCUUUGGUUUUGCUACUCUGUUAAACUGUUGGCCACAUUGCUCAACACUGCCCCUACCAUAGAUGGUGGUAUUACAACAUUUGUCCUUAUCCGUAAGCUUUGAAAGAACGAACUAAAAAUGAAUGCAGAGUAUGGACAGAAAGGUCCGUCUGUAACCAAAUACAUUUCAAACAGAGAACAUGAAUGAGCCUGAAGAAGUAGCAGUGGAUCAGGAGCGCGUCAGAUUGAUUUAGUCAUUGAUGGUUUGCCUUUUGGCCAUCUCUGGCAAUCUUUGCUGUUUUCAGAAGUCUGCUGACUCAGCAAUCCUUUGGCAUUGAGCCUUCAGCUUGGCGCUGAUGCUAGUGGUUACUGCUGCUUCGUAUUCUGUUGAUAGUCCAUCGUUAAGGUUGAGAGAGCGGGUCACAUGUUGUGACGCCACCUACUGUUUCAGAAUGUCUAAUCUCCUGUGGAAAGAAACUACAACCAUUAUUUAUUAGUGUAUUUUAUCAAUUAAUAUUUUAUUAUCAGAAUAAUAAAAUAUUUGCAAUAUCGGACAGUUAUUUAUCAGUACCAGUAAUUAUUGUGCAUCCCUACUUUUAAUAGUGUAAAAUAGAAUACAUAGAAACUUGUCAGCCUAGAAUUUACAUACAUCAGAGAUACUGUCUGGCACAGUUUAUUUUUUAAAGGUGAAUUUGCCACUAGAAAUACCCCACCUAACAGUUGAGAGCCACUGACCUAAACUGUAAUGCAGUCACCUGCCACAAGUAGGCACUGUAGUUUUUCCCAGUGACUACUGCACAGCCACAAUGCUCUUUAUUCUGAUAUUUACAAUCGCUAACUGCUUUAGCACCAAUAGCAUCUUGAAAGAACAGCACAGUUUAGCUCUACAAUGAUCUAGAAAAUGGGGAUAAAGUUGUCCAGAGGCUGUGUCAGGUUAUACUCACACAUGUAACCUAAACAUUAAAUGAUGACAUUCAGCUCAGGAUUGUGGACGUUAAGCUGCAAAGACGAUCAAAGACUGACAGUGCUAGCAUUGCUAACUUUAACCUAUUCUACAAGCCAACUUCAAGAUGCUACAGUGUGAUGUUUUACCUUUAUAGUAUGAAGUUGGCUUUGGACUAGUCAGGUUAAAGCAGUUAUGUUUAGCUUGUAAUCAGAGGUGAAAUUACACACUUAGAGCAUCACUAGUUAUAACAAAACUGAGCUAGCAAAGCUUUUAUGUGUUUAGAUGUGCCAUGAAAUUGCACUGCCACCUUACAAAAUUGAUGACCACGGAGAUUUUGUGAUGAAACUUAUAUAGAAAUGAUAAACAUUAUGACAAAAACAUGAAAAAACGGUGACUGUGCAGUUCUGACCCUCUUGUAGAGACAGAUUUCACAGAUUAUCGCAGAGCAACCUGUCAGUAGAAGCUGUAAGUUUCAACCCGUCUCGUUAAUUUUUGGUCUGAACUGGGCUUAAAACUUUGCAUUAUGUUGAAGUUAGCGAGUGUAGACAGCUUUUUGCUAAGAUAAAGCCAUGACACUGAUACACAUCAUUUGCCAAUAACUAGAAAACUGUGAAUUUAGAAAAUAACCAUCUGAUCAUACACGCUCCUCUUGUAUUUGUAGUAAUGCUCUCUAAGUAUAACCACAGGAAGAGAGGCCUUUUCAUGGUAUUUUCAGACUUCACUGUGGUGUUACAUCUCAGUCAGUAUCUCUAAUAAUAGCAGACAGUAUUAAAUUUUCUACACAGAAACUGCUGUUACCUAAGGAGUGAAAAAAACAUUUGUGAAUGCUGAAUAUUGGUGGUAUUCUCCUUUAAUGUUGGACAGAAAAGAAAAGAGCCAGGAGUAAUUUUUGUCUUGUUUUGUCGGAACAGUAAAGGCAUCAGGACUGCAGGUCCAGUCCUUGAUGGGGCUGUGCCUCAGUGUGCUGCCACUGAGGCCCAUGAUUGUAAAACACACCCAGAAUCACACACUGUACUGUAAAAAUCCCCUUAUUAGGGCUAGAUCUUACCACUGUCUUCAUUUUAGCUACUUAUGUUUGCUAUAAGGCAUACAUGGGUAUUUAUAUUUAUAUUGGAUACUUACAUUCUCAAGCAGUGGUUCCCAACCUUUUUUCCUUAGGGCUCCCCUACUUAUACCUAACAAAAGCUAAGCCCAACCCAGAACCCACUUGGAAAAAGUAAACAUCAAUUUUAAUUUUUUUCAUCAACAAAUUCACAACAUGAUAGAGCUACAUGCACUUUUUCUUGACAAAAAAUCUAUGUAUAAUCUGUCCAUUAUUACGAUGGCGUAUUAGGGCCACCCUAGAAAAAUAAUAAUAAAAAGGAUCUGUUAAUUUUCAAGAAAAAACUCAAAAUUCUCAAGUUAGAAAAGUUGUUAAUCACAAGGAAAAAAAAAGAUUUUUUUACUUUAAUAGCUGUAAAUGCAUGUGAACCAAAACGUAGAAUUUUGAGAUUCCAGCCACUGUUUUCAGUUUAAUUUCUUGCAUUUUUUUACUUUAGGUGUUGUAAAUUUACGAUUUUAAAAAGCUUGACAUUUUUGAGGUUCUAGUGUCAAAAUGUAAGACUUACUAAACUUGAAAAUUGUAUGUUUUUCUUGUUAAUUUCCUACUUUAAUCUCAGAAAUUCUGGGUUUGAUUUCUUGUAAGUAUAAGAGCUUUAUAAUUUCUUUUUUCUCUACAAUGUUGACUGAAAAAAACAUUCUCUUUAUUUUUCAUCUUUUAGGUUGGCCCUAAUACAUUAUGUUUCUUAUCAUGGUUUAAAAAUAUCUAUAUCUAUAUCUAUAUCCACACACACACACAUAUAUAUAUAUAUAUAUAUGUACAUCUAGUUUUGACAUCAGAGCAGACAGGGUCCCGCACCCUCCCCUGAGAUCUUAGGUGCCCCCUCUAGGGGGCCCGGACCCUAGGUUGGGAACCAUUGUUCUAAAGCAUAUGACGUAUCCCAGAAUUGAUACUAGCUCUUAUUUGUGGUUUAUCUGCAGAUAUGAAGAGUUUCUUUGAAACUGAUCAAAAAUCAGAUUUCUUAUUGACAUUAGAAAAAGUUGAGUGAUUAUCUCCAUUUCUACACAAAUAUUUUAAAGUCCACGUAUUUACAGCCACUACUUAACUUUGAAUUGUCAAAGACAAGUUCAAAAGCCCAGAGAUUUACUCCAAACGUCUUCUACCACUUUUUGAAGUGUGUGUUUUUAUGUGUCAGGUCAAUCACGGAGCUCAGUGGUUCAGUCUUGGAGUUUUGUUUCGUAUUUCUGUUUCCUGCUCGGUUUUUCUUACUCUCAGCCUGGUGAUGUAAACUGCUAACUAUCCACUCUGCAGUGCCCUGUCUGGUUGGUUGAGUAUUGUGCCAUGACCUGUUUUUGUUUAAUAAUGUACAGACACAAAAGGCAGGAUCUCUGUAUUAGAAAGCACUGUGCAUUCAACAGUAUAGGUAACAGAAAUAGAAGCACCACAAAUGUAUAAAAAAGAGAACUUCUUACCUCAUUGUUUUUUGUUUCUGCUAUUAUUUUCUAAUGGUGGCAACGUGUGCCCUCUAAUUUGUCUCUUGCCUUGAUCGGAUGUCUUCACAUAAAGCCUAUGAUCAUAGGAAAUUAUUUAUCACUGAAUAAAACGAGAAAAAGUGGGUGUGUGACUCUGACACUGUCUGAAUGCUUUAUUUUGUUGUU
Messenger RNA from Cheilinus undulatus (humphead wrasse), 6641 nucleotides. It is a transcript of the gene mosmoa, whose product is annotated as modulator of smoothened a. Gene Ontology annotation, cellular component: Golgi apparatus; ciliary membrane. Gene Ontology annotation, biological process: negative regulation of smoothened signaling pathway. The record is from RefSeq and is a predicted model, not a curated record. Lineage: Eukaryota; Metazoa; Chordata; Actinopteri; Labriformes; Labridae. Bases 856 to 1359 code for a protein of 167 amino acids. The transcript has 3 exons.